Molecule: messenger RNA, 249 nt
Organism: Anisakis simplex (herring worm)
Lineage: Eukaryota; Metazoa; Nematoda; Chromadorea; Rhabditida; Anisakidae
Source: the annotation of a GenBank genome assembly
AUGGUCAAAUCAUCCCAUUUACAAAUUUCUAAUCCUAUUCAGUUUCAGAUCCGGAUAGACGAACGCUCACGAGACAAGAAGCAAAGAGAACUCGAAGGAAGAGGCGAAGUGGGCGAAGACUCGAAGAAGAGAGGCCAUAUAGGAGAGAAUUCGAAAGGCACGAACGGACGGAUGUGGAUGGAUCGUAAGAACGGAUCAGCGUUGGAAUUCCGAAGGACUGAGAGCAGAAGCGAACAGGACGAGUCGUGA